CUAAUACACACAACUCUUCACGCGAUUACUAUUAAUAACUAAUAUAAUUACACAAACGCACAACACACACGCACUCACUCACUCCGUAGAGUUUGGUGGAGAUCGCAUCACCUUCCUCUCUUACGAACUCAUCGCUUUCUCUGUUUAAACAUGUCAACUGUGAGACUUCCAACAUCUUGUGUAUUCAAAACUGCACCACCAAGCAGAACUUCUGGCUCAUUCAAAUGUGCAAUCCCAAGCAGAUCUAGCGCAUUUGUUAAGAGCCCCGCAUCUCUUGGUUCUGUAAAAAGUGUUUCCAAAGCAUUUGGCUUGAAGUCUUCUUCAUUCAAAGUGUCUGCAGCAACCUACAAAGUGAAACUGAUUUUACCAGAUGGUGAGGAAUGUGAGUUCGAAGCUCCUGAUGAUGCUUACAUCCUCGACUCUGCUGAAGCUGCAGGAGUGGAUCUGCCCUACUCAUGCAGGGCUGGCGCCUGCUCUACUUGUGCCGGGCAGUUGAGUGAGGGCUCUGUGGACCAAACAGAUGGAUCAUUCCUCGACGACAAGCAGAUGGAGAAAGGUUAUCUGCUAACCUGUAUCUCAUAUCCGAAAUCCGACUGUGUGAUUCAUACACACAAGGAAGAGGAGCUUUUCUAGUUAAUGUUAUGAGCUUCACUUUUGCUUUUAGUGAGUGUUAUGCUAGAAAUACUAAGAAUAUUUUUAACCAGGCUGGUAAUGUUGGCCACCUGAUGUUUGGGAUAGUGUCUUUAGAUUUUCAAAUGUGUUAUGCUAGAAAUACUAAGAAUAUUUUUAACCAGGCUGGUAAUGUUGGCCACCUGCUGUUUGGGAUAGUGUCUUUAGAUUUUCAAAUGUGAUGACUCAAUGUUGCUGAUUUAAAUUUCAUAUUGAGUUGAAUGUU
Messenger RNA from Pistacia vera, 895 nucleotides. RefSeq names its product ferredoxin, root R-B1-like. The record is from RefSeq and is a predicted model, not a curated record. Gene Ontology annotation, molecular function: 2 iron, 2 sulfur cluster binding; electron transfer activity. Bases 151 to 633 code for a protein of 160 amino acids. NCBI's taxonomy places the organism in Eukaryota, Viridiplantae, Streptophyta, Magnoliopsida, Sapindales, Anacardiaceae. Gene Ontology annotation, biological process: electron transport chain. Gene Ontology annotation, cellular component: plastid. The transcript is spliced from 2 exons.